ACAAAACUUCGUCACGGAUCACGGAGCAUUUUUCGAAGAUUGAGGUUAGGGGUUAUAUUUGACUUUAAUUCGCUCCAAAUAAAAUGACCGUACCGUUGCCUGCGGGCGCGGGGUUGGAAAAUAUCGACGGGGAACAAAUCAAAACCUUUAAGGACUUCCUCAUUUCUUACAAUAAACUAACGGAAAUGUGUUUUCUCGAUUGCGUCUCCGAUUUCACCUCGAGGACUAUCAAAGGCAGGGAGGAUAAGUGUGCCCUAAAUUGCAUGGAGAAGUUUCUCAAAGUGAAUCAGAGGAUAUCGCAACGAUUCCAGGAGUUUCAAGUAUUGGCCAACGAAAACGCAAUGGCAGCCCUGCAGAAAUCCGGUUGAAUGUUAGAAGCAAUAGUUUAAUUCUUACUGAUAAAUUGAUUUGAUAACAAAUAAAUUUAACACAAAUUAAAUUCGAUUAAUUUUCCAGCUUCGAAAUCGGUUUUAUGUUAAAGAACAUUAUACCAUUACUUUCGAAAUUACUUACAAAGGUAAUAAUUAAUAUAUUAUC
Molecule: messenger RNA, 537 nt
Organism: Cylas formicarius (sweet potato weevil)
Lineage: Eukaryota; Metazoa; Arthropoda; Insecta; Coleoptera; Brentidae
Gene: Tim9a
Product: mitochondrial import inner membrane translocase subunit Tim9
Exons: 3
Coding region: 84-368 (94 amino acids)
Source: RefSeq, a predicted model, not a curated record